GCUCGCCGGUUCCGCGAGGGCUCCCCCUGGGAAAUGUAGUUCCGGUCUCGCGCGAGGCUGCUGGGAGAUGUAGGCUCCCUCGGGUCUGGGUGUAACGUAUCGAGGAUAAUAAUUUAUUGACUGGUCCGAGGCAGAAGUCCAAGUGUUCAGAGAACAGGCCUCCGCUGUCCCCUGCCCCGGCUGCCGGAGUCAUGUUCUCCUCAGGUCAAAGGCCAGGUCUAAGGUGAUGCUGACGAGCCCCUGGUCACUUAGCUCGCCCCCAGUGAGGGAGAUCCCGAGGAAGGCGGGCACCCACCCAAAAGUACUCGGAGAAAAAGUGGCCGAGUCGGGCGCCCGGCCACCUGCUCAGCCCGCAGCAGCACGUGGCCGGCUUCCGGAAGCCGCCUUGCGGAAGCCGCCUUGAUGCCGGAUCGGACAAGCGGGCGCAUGAUGCUCAAGCGCCGGAAAGGGACCCUUCCGCCUCCUUGGCGGCGUGAACCCUCUAGAGCCCCAAGUCCGGCCUUCGGGGAGGCGAGAUGAGCGGGAAGGGAGCCCGGGUGAAUCGGGAACAACGGGAUCCGCGCCUGGUCCAGCGAGGAAAGAGCAAGAGUCCGGCUUGUUUAAAUACCUAAAGAACACGCGCGCUUAAAGAGAAAAGGCUCAGGAGCAGAGUGCAGACGUGGGGGAGUUAUCAGUUAGUGAAUAAAGUCAGUCCCUUCAGCAGCUCUCCCAAAAGUGUCAGUGAGAGUUUCCGCUGUGUAGCCGCAGCUCCAAUGGCAAGCGCGGUACGGGGGCGGAAUCACUGCGUCAGAAACCGAACUGGCCACGGCCGGUCAGCGUUAGGUGGGAGACAAGUUUGCCUGUGGACUGGCUGGGCGGGAUGCAAGUCUGUGACAGUUAGUCAGCACUUCCCACGUGAUAGUGUUUUCCAAGGUGCUCCGAGUCCAUCAUCUCCCAACCUCCCAGAGCUCGCGAGGUAGCUGGGCCGGCUGGUCACCGACUCUAGUUGUAUGGUGUCAUGUAGCUCGCUCAGCCUCUCUGGGCUGAGUUUCUUCAGUUGAGGUGCUGUUGGACUUUAUGACCCAGGCAUUUGGAGAGUCGCACUGGCUCCUACAUUCUGCGGGCUCUGGCCCGGCUCCGGCUGUGCCUACCCAGAAGCCCCCCAGCUAGCCGUCAAGGAUCCUCUCUCUGGGUUGGGGGGCUACUCCUGGGUCCUAUGAUAUGGAGCAAGGGCUGCCACUUCUAUCUUGUGGGGCGGUGUGAGGUGGAGGAGCUGCCCCUUGUGGAAUGCAAGUCCCAACCAGAGGAGCCCUGCUUCAACUGGUCUGUCUUCUGGUGCUUUCUGCGACCCCACUUGCUGGCCCUGGGGACAGCCAUUGUGCUAGCAUUGGGAUCUGCCUUGGUGAAUGUGCAAAUUCCCCUGCUCCUGGGCCAGUUUGUGGAGAUUGUGGGGAAAUACACCCACGAUCAUUUGGGGAACUUCAUGAUGGAGGCCCGAAGCCUUGGUCUUCAUCUACUCACCCUCUACACUGUCCAGGGGGUGCUGACCUUUGGCUACCUGGUACUGUUGUCAAGACUUGGGGAGCGCAUAGCCAAAGAUAUUCGGCAACAACUGUUUGGCUGCCUGCUUCGACAGGACAUUGGCUUCUUUGACACCAAAAAGACAGGGCAGCUGGUGGCACGACUAACAGCUGAUGUGCAAGAAUUCAAGUCGUCCUUCAAACUUGUCAUCUCUCAGGGCCUCCGCAGCUGUACCCAGAUGGCUGGCUGCCUGGUGUCCCUGAGCGUGCUGUCCCCACGUCUCACGGUUAUAUUGUUGAUGGUCACGCCUGCCCUGGUUGGGGCGGGUUCCCUGCUGGGCGCCCUCCUCCGCAAGCUCUCUCGACAGGCUCAGGAGCAGAUCUCUAAGGCAACAGGUGUGGCAGAUGAGGCCCUGGGCAACGUGCGGACCGUGAGAGCCUUUGCCAUGGAGCCACAGGAGGAACAGCACUAUGGAGAGGAGCUGGAGAAGUCGUGUGAGCUGUCCGAGAAACUGGGCAGAGGCAUCGCCAUCUUCCAGGGGCUCUCCAACAUCGCUCUCAACUGCAUGGUUCUAGGCACGCUGUUCAUAGGAGGCACCCUGGUGGCGGGACAAGAGCUGUCAGGCGGGGACCUCAUGUCUUUCCUGGUGGCGUCCCAGACCGUGCAGAGAUCCAUGGCCAACCUCUCUGUUCUGUUUGGUCAGGUGGUUCGAGGGCUUAGUGCUGGGGCCCGGGUCUUUGAGUAUAUGGCUGUGAUCCCCGACAUUCCACUGCAAGGGGGCCACUGCAUUCCACACACUGAGCUCCAAGGCGCUGUCAGUUUUCACAAUGUCUGCUUCAGCUAUCCCAGCCGGCCAGGUUUCCCAGUACUCAAGAACUUCAAUCUGAGAUUGCCUCCUGGAAAGAUAGUGGCCCUGGUGGGACUGUCUGGGGGAGGAAAGUCUACAGUGGCUGCCCUGCUUGAACGGUUCUAUGACCCCACCGAAGGAACGGUGUGCUUGGAUGGGCAGGAUCUUCGAAACCUGGACCCCUCUUGGCUCCGGGGUGAAGUCAUUGGCUUCAUAAGCCAGGAGCCUGUCCUUUUUGGCACAACCAUCAUGGAGAACAUCCGCCUAGGAAAGCUAGAUGCCUCUGAUGAAGAAGUCUAUGCAGCUGCCCAGGAGGCUAAUGCCCAUAAUUUCAUUUGCAGUUUCCCCGAGGGCUAUGACACCGUUGUGGGCGAGCGAGGCGUCACCCUCUCAGGGGGCCAGAAGCAGCGUUUGGCCAUUGCCCGGGCUCUCAUCAAGCAGCCCAAAGUGCUGAUCCUGGACGAGGCCACGAGUGCGCUGGAUGGGGAAUCGGAGCGAGUCGUUCAGGAGGCCCUGGACCGGGCCAGCUCCGGCCGCACCGUGCUGGUCAUCGCCCACCGCCUCAGCACAGUCCGGGCGGCCCACCAGAUCGUCGUGAUGUCUAAAGGCUGUAUCAAGGAGAUUGGAACCCACUCGGAGCUCAUGAGGAGAGGUGGGCUGUACGCAGAGCUCGUCAGGAGUCAGACCUUAAUGCCGCCAGGCUAUAAAAACUACAACCCCAGGUUCUGAAAAUUGGCCUCUUGGGGGUCCACCUGACCCAGGAGCCUGAACACUCCCAAGGUUCCAGAACUCAGAGCAGAGUUCAAAGUGGUGACGAAACCCCAGAAAAGGAGUAAUAGGAAAAGGGGACUGUCAGCAGGGGCGGAGGGAGUACAGAAUGCUACUGUUAUGGCUGUACUCAAAAUAAACCCUGGGCUGGAGCCAGCUGGAGGGUUGGAAAGGAGCUAGGGCCCAGCCUCCUUCUUCUUAGCCAGGCAUCCUCCCUUCCCCCCAUCCGACCCAAAGGAGCACUAUUGGCAUGAGAUGGGGUCAUUGUGGCACCCCAUUAUCCUGCCCCUUCUUCCCUGCCUUCCCUCUUAGCACCUUCUGUCCUCCAUGUUCUCCUGCCUACUUCCCUUUGUUCCCCUCUUCUCCAUUCCCAGCUACUUUCGUGAGUAUCUUGCUGCUCUUCUAACUCAAAGUGUCCAUGCCCGAAGUCUUGGGGAGUUUCUGCAAUUUGUUGAGUUCCAUUGGCUGUCCUUUCUCCCACCUUUACCUCCUCCAUAGCCCGUAUUGUGGGAGAAAAGGGAUCUAGUCCUAUAAUUUCUCUCCAAUUUGCCUCUGACCACUACCUUACAUGCCCCCUACUAAAGAACACUUGGCAGGGCAGAGGGCAGUCUUGUUCGUACCAGCUGGGCCUUCCUCCACUGUCCCAUCCUAAGUUUCCUGAAGAGGCCUCAGAAAGCCUAGAGGGCCAGCAUGCAUUCCAGUAAUUUAAAACCAGUAUGGGGACAGCUAGGUGGCACAGUGGAUAGAGCACUGGUCCUGAUGUCAGGGGGACCCAGCUUCAAAUUUAACUAACCAUGUGAUUCCGGGCAAGUCACCUGACAUCAGUUGCCCCUCCAAAAAAUCAGCAUAAUUUUUCCUUCCUUGAAAUCAUCCCUACCUCCUGUAUUCAUUUUACCCUUUAACAGUUCUGACCCCAAGUCUGUGCCCAUUUUUAUCAACCAAUGGCACCUUCAGCUAAACGCCCAGCAUCCAGAAAGUCUGUUGGAGGAUCCCUUUACCUUCUUCACUCCAAGCAGAACCCUUUUUACCUCCCUUCUACCAACAAUCCCUUUCAUCACCAAUUAUUGGAUACUUAUUCAAUACCAGAAGCUGUGUUGAUAAUUCUGGGCCCUCACAAAAGAAUGAGAGAGGCCCUCCCAUAAAGAAACUCACUGCAAGAUGAGGGACAAAAGGACAACUAGCAACACAAGGUUCUGCCUCGUUAGGCUGGAGUGGCCCCCAUAGGGAUUCAGGCGAGGGAGAAAGGAUGUUCUGGACCUGGAGGACUCAAGGAAGUACAUAUGAAGAAAGUGGGAUGGUUGAGGUAGAUUUAGAUGCAAGAGGCCAGGUAUUAUAGCCUAGGGGAAUAGUGCAUUAGGGAGACAGAAGAUCCGUCUGCCCACAGUGGAGGCUUUUACACAUGGCAACAAUAGGAAUGUGCAGGUGAUAGGUGUAAGCUAAGGAUUCCUUUUCCCAACCCACACACGUCUAUGGCCCCCACUCCAAACCAAGUUUACUGGGUGGCCCCCAAGACUAGCAGACCUUCAUCUAAGUCUCCUCAGCACCCAGGUGCCCUUUACAUCAUCAGAUUGCAUAGCUGUGAGACUCGGGAGGAUCUGGCUGGUCCCCCAGCACACUUCUGCCAUCCUCCAUGUUGGCAGGUGGUGCAACAGUGCUUGUUAGCCAAGUGGACGUGGUUAAAAAUUAGUAACGCUUUUAGCCGUACACAUCUACAAAGGUGCCUCUUCCACAAGCUUCAAGUCACCGAGCCACUUCAGACCCUUGUUUCUGCAGAGUCUGCUCUGGAGGCACCCUGCACCCGCAGAGCCGCCACUAGGCUUUUGUGAUGGGUUCUCCACUGGGCCCAUGAUCCUCCACUCAUGUUCAGGAAACCCUUAAAGUGGUUAUGUCCUUUUUGUUGGAUCGCCCUGGCCUUGUGCCCUGCCUCAGGCCCUCUUUUCUAGGGCUUGAUUUUGGUAAGGACAAUGUUCCCUUGAAAUACUGUAGUCUUUUGUCUUUUACAUGGACACAUAUAUGCAUAUAUUUUUACAUAUAUGUACACGUCUUUUACAUAACCUGUAAUUUUUAAUAAAAAGUGGAAAAAUAAUCAGGAAAACUAAACACAGCCUUUUAAGUGAGCUUCAUAAUCACUCAAAAAGAGUUCAUUGUAAGUUCAUUAAAAGAUUUUGCAUAAUUGCAUGCACAACAUUGAGCUUGUUCAUUAGGAUACCCUAAACACACUGUAAGAAUGAUAAACUAGGUUUAGAAUUAAGCAGGAAGAAUAAUAAGUGAGGCUAUCUUUGGGAAAAUCUGAAGUGUUUGUAAUGACCCCCCCAGUCUUGAAACAAAAGCCCAUUAAAAAAAUUUUUAAACAUGAUAGCAAUACAUAGAAUGAAAUUUUUAAGUUGGAGGUUCCUUAUUCAACUGAAAUCGGUGGGCUUGAGUAAGCUACACCUUAUCAACCACAGAUUAUUAUGAAAGUGUACAAAUGACAUCAGAAAGGUCUCUGAAAAGAAAGAUGGACUGACUGUAUUCAGAUUCAGAUUUAGAGACAACUUUUGUGUUCUACUGAUAGUUCCAUUGACAAAACCAUAGGAAAACAGUGAGCAUGCUAAGUGGACCUCUAGCCUGUCACCAUCUACAGGUGGUAGUUUCUCCAAUGAUAAGAGCCAAAAGAUCUAUCAAGUAUCCUGCUUUGUCAGGAGCAUCUCUGAAAAAUUGGAUCGGAGUUACUAAAUCACCCAGCUAACAUUCAGUGAGUAUACUAGGUAUUGUGGGGGGAUUUAAAAGUUCAGUAUAAACCCAUGUCCACCUCACAUCAACAGUUGGAGACAGACAAGAUUAAUAUAUAGGGAACAAGUACUAAAUUGUGACCAAGUUGAGGGGAGGAGGGAGUGUAAUUACAGAAGGCAUCUUUAAUAAAGUCAGGACAGAAUAGAGUUUGAAGGAUGGACAAGAAUUAGUUGAAGAGAGUUUCUUUUUUCCCUUCCUGAGCCAAUUGGGGUUAAGUGACUUGCCCAGGGUCACACAGCUAGGAAGUGUUAAAUGUCUGAGGCCAGAUUUGAACUCGGGUUCUGACUUCAGGGCUGGUGCUCUAUCCACCUAGCUGCCUCUCAGAAGAGACAUUUCUUAAUAGGGAAAAUAAUCCUGCAUUAAGGCAGGACUCGGUACAGAAGCUGAAGAGUUCUGGUUGCUGCAGUGUUCAGCUUCUGCCUGACUUGGGGCCCAGACAGGUCCUAGGGCCAGGGAGCCACAUCACUCCCAGUCAGAUGAUGGGACACUCUCCAAACCAAAGAUCAUCAGCCUCCUGCCCUCCUAGGUGCUCAGCCAGGCCCAAAAUCAUUGACCGAUCUCUCCCUAGGCCUUGAGAGAGCUGGUUCUAUGCUGGCAACCUUUAUCUUACUGGCUUUGCGACCACGAUUUGGUCCCUGCCCUUAAAAUGGGAGGCUUCUACAAAUGAUUCUUGAGGUCUCAACUUCACAAUGUGUAAUCCUUUGUGUUCCUAUCAUUUAAAAUGGGAAAAUAAAGAUGUCUUCAUGGCGGGGGGAGGGGGGGGAAGGGGGGCAGCAUAAGGAAAAGUACAAGCCUGGCAUAGAGAUCUUUAGGAAAGGGCAAUGAGGAGGAAGAAGAGGACUUGAAACUAAAUACAUAGUGGGUGGGAAGGACCAGAAGAGUCCGAAAGCCAUGCAGAGGGGAGGAUGGGAUGCAGCUAUAAGGAAAGCUCAGCUUGCCAGCAGAUUAAUCUGAAGCUCAGGAGAUGCUGCAGCCAGGGGCUGAGGCAGUAAGAAUCUGGAUAAGGACAAGAGCAGAAUGGGAGGAGAGGAAGGGAUGGGUGCAAGAGACGUUACCCAGUGAUGCCUGAUGAUAGAAGAUACAAGCAACCAACCCCACACACUGCAAAGCAAAUUAAAGGUUGGCCAUAGUUCGUUUUUCCUCUGAUUUCAAUGUUAGUUUUUUUGACCUCCUCACUGAUCUGCAGAGCCAUAUGUGCACGAAUAGCAGAAUUCUGAGAUGGCUUUGGGCUGGGCUGCUACAAAAGUAUUUUGGUUCUUUUUGAGACCAAGGUGUGUCCUCUAAACAUCUUGGGCCUGUUAGUGAUCUUAAUGGUACACGAGAAAUGUCUCGUGUGAUAUACACAAGAUACGUGUAUCUCGAAAUACAUGAUAUAGGGAAGAACACUGGACUAGGAAUUUAGAGGCCCUCAAAGCUGCAGAUCUGGCCCUGAGUAAUAAUGUGAUUUUGGACAACAAUAACUGAUAUUUACAUAACACUUUAAAGUUUGCAAAGCAUUUACUUACAUGAUUUUAUCUGAAGCGGGAACUAUUAUUCUCAACUCAAAAUUUGCCUGUGGUCAUCCAACAUAUCUCUGUAGCCUCUCGGCAAGUCACUUCCUCUAAAUUAGCUUCCUCACCUUUUUUUCUAAAAGGUGAGGUUGGGUCAGAAGGUCUUUAAGGUUCCUUUCUAGAUUUUAACAGUCUAGGAAUCUGGGAAACCUGUUAAACUGACUAGAAUUGUCUUUUUACCAUCUUUUUACCUUCUCCUUUUUUCCUCUUUGAGUCUCCUUGAUUAUAAUUGUGAUUGUUCCAAGAAUGCAGCUGUCAGCAGCUCCUCGAUUUCCAGCUUCAGCAAUGAGGUUUUCAGUCUAUGAGCUAUGAACUGGACAUUUUCCAGCAGAUAGAAGUGUAUUUUGACACUAGAUUGCUUCUAGGUCUCUUGUUGCAUCCUCCAGUGGGAUUGAGUGGAAUAGAUUUAAUUAGGUUGGAUCUGUUACAAAGUCUUGCUUGUCACUCCAUUUCAUCAGUGAAGCCAGUAUGAAUCAAUAGAAAAAGCUACUUUUUCCCUGCCACUAAUUUGCUUUUGUCAAAUCACUGAAAGUCUCUAAGCCUUGCUUUUUCCUAGAUGUUAAAUGGGUUAGCAAGAACCUUCCUCACAAAAUUGUUAUGAAAAUCAGUCAAACCUUAAUUAAGCACCUAUUAGUGUCAAGCCAUGGGGCUACAGAGCAAAAAUCAAAUGGUCCCAUUUAAUAAAAGUCAAAGUCCCUUAGAAAAAAAAUCCCGCACAAGUAAUCUUUAGUGGUAGGUUUGAAAAUCAUUGUGAAUUAGCCUUGACUCCUCAAAGCUGCCAGCCUUACUCAAGGUAGACUCAAGAUUUGCCAUUAGAAAGAAAUAGCAUUCUGAAGAAGCAAAAAAAAAAAAAAUUUAUCACCCUUUCCCUACAACAGAACCUG
Molecule: messenger RNA, 8321 nt
Organism: Sarcophilus harrisii (Tasmanian devil)
Lineage: Eukaryota; Metazoa; Chordata; Mammalia; Dasyuromorphia; Dasyuridae
Gene: ABCB8
Product: ATP binding cassette subfamily B member 8
Exons: 16
Coding region: 1196-3076 (626 amino acids)
Biological process (GO): transmembrane transport
Cellular component (GO): membrane
Molecular function (GO): ATP binding; ABC-type transporter activity; ATP hydrolysis activity
Source: RefSeq, a predicted model, not a curated record